AUCCAAAUAAAGCCCCAUUAUUCCCGUCUUUCCCAAACAAACAACGAGUAAUUCUUUUCAAACCCUCACCGCCGCGAGGUUGCCGGCGAAUCAAUUUCCAUGGCAGAAGAGAGACGCGUGGUUACUGUGGGUGGAAAAGGCUCAUCACUGUCAUCCUCCUCCGUCUUCGAAAUUGCCAACGGACUCAGUCGCCUGAGCAUUGACACUUCAGCACUCUCCAAAGUAUCAUCCUCCUCAAAUAACAACACUAAUGCUCCUACACAAUCUUCCGCAUUUUCAGUACUCGGUAAUUUAACACCCGAGGAGUCUAAAGCUUCUCUUGUAGUUCUCCUUAACAAGCUCUUGCUCUCUUCUUCGUCUUCCGCUGCCGUCACUCAGCUCUUUGAUAUCAUCCUCAAUGACGUGUCCUCCAUUUCGUUUGAUAGUACUAUUGACGGCGUUUCUCCAGGCGAUUUUUCUGUAGCAGCAAUAUCUGGAAUCUCCGCUAUAUUGGAUCAUAGAAGUUCAGCUUUGUCUGUUAUUAUUGACGCCGUUGCUGCCUUGUCCUGCGAGGCCUUGGGUGCGGACAUUUCAGCUUUCAACUUGAAUGAUUCCGGUGAUGGUUCCACUGCCAAGGACGUCGUUUCCGUGGCUACUGACGUCAAGAUCUUACUUAAUGGUUCUAAAUUCGUGAACAAAAAUAGUGAUGAAGUUGCAGUUUCUAGUGUUCCAGUUGUGCACGGCAAGUUUAGAGAAAUUUGCCGGCUCCUGCACUCCAGCACACGUGUGCAACUGAACUCUGCUGUUGUAUCCAAUUCAGGAUCUUCUGGAACAGCUAGUGCAAUAUGCACCACGUUGUUUUCUUUGGCCGUGGCACUUAAAGAUUUGGGCAACAUCAGUUAUAACCGAGCGAAGCGCACCAGAGAUGAUGGAAUUUCUGCAAUGCUGCAAAAAGAAUGUCCUCGACCUGAUCAGCUGAAAGCUGUUUUUGCGUCUUUGGUUUCAGCUCACUCGGAUGAGGAAUAUGUUAAGUUUUCACAUGAUGUUAACUCCUUACUGGUAAUGGUAGAGAAAAUAGUUUCAUGGGAGGCCUUAGCUGCUUUCUUUUCGCUCGAAGAAAAAGACUUUAUCAGUGGUAAUACGAGUGUAUGCGAGGACAGUGCAAAAGCAGGUAAAAAAGGAGGCAAGAAGAAGAAGAUUCUUGGUAAAGGUACCACUGCUCUGCUGCAAUUUUUGAAGGAUAGGCUGCUGAGCAUGCAUAUUCAGACUGAGGCAUUCGAGAAUUUGGUUCGCCAUUUCUUGUCUCUGUUGGACCCGAAGGACUCGGGAUUUGGCACAUUAUUGAGAAAGGUGAAAGAUAUUGUGGAGAGCAAUGAGAGCCGGCGGUUGCCUAAACUCCCAAAGGGUACGCGUGAUUUUGCAAAAGAACAGAUGGCUAUAAGAGAGAAAGCAUUCUCAAUUAUAGUUGAGGUUUUCAAAAGGCAUGGUGCUUCAGCUUUGGAUACUCCCGCUUUUGAAAUGAGAGAGACACUGAUGGGAAAAUACGGGGAAGACUCAAAAUUAAUCUAUGACCUUGCUGAUCAGGGGGGAGAACUUUGCUCUCUUCGUUAUGACCUGACAGUUCCGUUUGCUAGAUACGUAGCAAUGAAUGGUCUGACAUCCUUCAAGCGUUAUCAG
Molecule: messenger RNA, 1656 nt
Organism: Nicotiana tabacum (common tobacco)
Lineage: Eukaryota; Viridiplantae; Streptophyta; Magnoliopsida; Solanales; Solanaceae
Source: RefSeq, a predicted model, not a curated record